UACGUAAAAGCGGCUCUCCCCAUCAGUCAAAGUUCAAAACUGGAAAUCAUGGCGUCUGAAACAAGUAGUGCAGAGCUGAAGAGAAAAUUGGAUGUUGAUGAAGAAAACGGUGGUGAUGCUGGAGACGAGGAAUGGGUUGGUCCGAUGCCCAAUGAGGCGACACAUCAAAAGAAAAGAAAAGUGCUGGACUAUGAGCGCGUGUACCUGGAUAAUCUUCCCUCUGCAGCCAUGUAUGAACGGAGCUACAUGCACAGAGACGUCAUUACUUAUAUUGUCUGUUCAAAAACUGACUUCAUCAUCACAGCCAGUCAAGAUGGCCAUGUCAAAUUCUGGAAGAAAAAGGAGGAGGAGGGAAUUGAGUUCGUGAAACACUUUCGCAGCCAUCUAGGUGUGGUUGAGUGCAUUGCAGUCAGUGCGGAGGGUGCUCUGUUCUGCUCUGUUGGGGAUGACCAGGCCAUGAAAGUGUUCGAUGUGGUCAAUUUUGACAUGAUCAACAUGCUCAAGCUGGGCUUCCAUCCUGGCCAGUGUGAAUGGAUCUACAAUCCAGGCGAUGCCAUCUCCACCGUGGCCUGCUCGGAAAAAUCUACAGGGAAGAUCUUCGUGUAUGACGGCCGCGGAGACAACGCGACACUCCACACAUUCGACAAGUUGCACUCCUCCCCCCUCUCCCAAAUCCGUCUGAACCCACGUUUCCGGGUCAUCGUCUCCGCUGACAAAGCAGGCAUGCUGGAGUAUUGGACUGGCCUCCCCAGUGAAUUCAAGUUCCCCAGACAAGUUUCCUGGGAAUUUAAGACUGACACAGACUUGUACGAAUUUGCCAAAUGCAAAACCUAUCCCACCAGUCUGGCAUUUUCGCCUGACGGCAAGAAAAUGGCCACCAUUGCCUCGGACCGCAAAGUGAGGAUUUUCAGAUUCCUGACCGGGAAGCUGAUGAGAGUGUUUGAUGAGUCGUUGACUAUGUUCACAGAGCUGCAGCAGAUGCGACAGCAGCUCCCCGACAUGGAGUUUGGCCGCAGGAUGGCCGUGGAGAGGGAGCUGGAGAAGGUGGACGGCAUUCGGCUGACAAACAUCAUCUUCGACGAGACGGGACACUUUGUCCUCUACGGGACCAUGCUGGGCAUUAAGGUCAUCAAUGUGGAAACCAACAGAUGCGUUCGGAUCCUGGGAAAGCAGGAGAACAUCCGCGUCGUGCAGCUGAGUUUAUUCCAGGGCAUCGCCAAGGCUGCCCAAGCCGCCACCACCAUUGAGAUGAAGGCCUCGGACAACCCAGCCCUGCAGAGCAGCGAACCCGACCCCGUCAUCUUCUGCACGGCCUUCAAGAAGAAUCGCUUCUACUUGUUCACCAGGAGGGAACCUGAAGACACCAAGAGUGCCGACUCGGACAGGGACAUCUUCAACGAGAAACCGUCCAAGGAGGAGGUCAUGGCUGCCACACAGGCAGAGGGCCCGAAGAGGGUCUCAGACAGCGCCAUCAUCCACACCACCAUGGGAGACAUCCACAUCAAGCUCUUCCCUGUCGAAUGUCCAAAAACGGUGGAGAACUUCUGCGUUCACAGCAGGAACGGCUAUUUCAACAGUCACAUUUUCCAUCGUGUCAUCAAGGGCUUCAUGAUCCAGACGGGGGACCCCACUGGAACAGGGAUGGGUGGGGAGAGCAUCUGGGGCGGAGAAUUUGAGGACGAGUUCCAUGCUACGCUGAGGCACGACCGCCCCUACACGCUCAGCAUGGCCAACGGUGGCCCUGGAACCAACGGCUCCCAGUUCUUCAUCACUGUCGUCCCUACUCCCUGGCUGGACAAUAAGCACACGGUGUUUGGGAGGAGCACGAAGGGAAUGGAGGUUGUCCAGAGGAUCUCCAACAUGAAAGUUAAUCCAAAAACGGACAAGCCCUACGAAGACAUCAGUAUCAUUAACAUCACCAUCAAGUGAACAGAAAAGGCUUUGUAUUGCAUUUUUUUUUUUAAAGCUAGUUGAAUUGAAAUGUACAGAAUGCAAAUAAUGAAUGUAAGACAGAAAUACCUUCAGAUGUUGUCUUUGUAAUCUUGACUUUUUAACUGCAGUAAAGAUAAUUUCCUAA
This is a messenger RNA of Conger conger (European conger), 2077 nucleotides long. It is a transcript of the gene ppwd1, whose product is annotated as peptidylprolyl isomerase domain and WD repeat containing 1. Gene Ontology annotation, molecular function: peptidyl-prolyl cis-trans isomerase activity; protein binding. Gene Ontology annotation, biological process: protein peptidyl-prolyl isomerization. The record is from RefSeq and is a predicted model, not a curated record. Bases 49 to 1929 code for a protein of 626 amino acids. NCBI's taxonomy places the organism in Eukaryota, Metazoa, Chordata, Actinopteri, Anguilliformes, Congridae. The transcript has 11 exons.